Messenger RNA from Centropristis striata (black sea bass), 2524 nucleotides. RefSeq names its product kinesin family member C1 (gene kifc1). The record is from RefSeq and is a predicted model, not a curated record. Lineage: Eukaryota; Metazoa; Chordata; Actinopteri; Perciformes; Serranidae. The coding region runs from base 123 to 2018 and encodes 631 amino acids. The transcript is spliced from 17 exons. Gene Ontology annotation, molecular function: microtubule motor activity; ATP binding; microtubule binding. Gene Ontology annotation, biological process: microtubule-based movement.
GGAUAAAACAUCUGCAGCAUCUCACUACAGAUGUCCAGAGAUCUGAGCUUCCUUAAGAAGGAAAAUGUCCCUUUUUGUAGAGAACGACUGUUCAGGGACCAGUCCAACUUAUUAUCCAGAACAUGUCUCGCUUGCCUGUUAUUUCAAACAAGAGGGUCCUUACCAGCAGCAGCAGUUCAGAGAACAUCCAAGACUUGGGGCCUGCUCAGAAAAAGAUUCGUAAGGACCCCGAUCAUGGCAAACCUUAUGCAUCAGCUACAAUCAUCGGUAGCAGGCGGGCUCCUGCUGUUGCAGCAACCAGGGCACCAAUUUCUAGACCAGUCAGAGGUACAGGGGCUGCCACUGUGGCUGUUGGUCCUUCCAGAGGUGUUCUUAAAUCAUCAGUAGCUUCAACCACAGCCAGAGGAGGCAACAUGAAACCAACUGUUGCACCAACUGCGACAAAAACAGGUGGGGGCGGGACCAAGCGGCAACCAUGGGACCUGAAGGGUAAGGUCAGCGACAUGGAGGGUCGUAUCACUAACUAUCAGACCAAAAUCAAAUCCGCCAACCAGGAGAAUGGGGUCCUAAAAGAGACAAUGCUCCAGACCCAAGCAAGAGCGGCUCAAAUGGAAAAAAAUCUUGAGAGCCAGAGGAGCCUGAUCAGUGACUAUGAGGAUCAGUUGCAGGCACUGUCAGGUGUCCGGGAUAGGUUGGAGAAAGUCUCUAGUGAUAAGAGCACUCUUGAAAAGGAGCUCUCUAACUUGGAGGGGAAAUACAAGGUCCUGGAGACUCUCAGAGACAGCCAGGAGACAGAGCUACAAACUCUGAAGAUGAAGCUUUCAGUGCAGGAUUCAACUCUGGCCCGUCUGCAGUUGACUCUCAGAGACAUGGAGGAAGAGGUCCGCUCACUCAAAGAAACCGUGGUCAACCAAAAAGAUGAGAUUCAUGCCGGGGAAAUGGAGCGCAGACGGCUCCACAAUACCAUCCAAGAGCUCAAGGGCAAUAUCAGGGUCUUCUGCAGAGUGCGCCCACUUGUGGGCGGAGGUCUCAGCAAGCACAUUCAGCUUCCAACCAGUGACGUCAAGAUGAUAACACUGGCCAAAACAGAGGAGUCUCACACAGGCAAAACUGCUGACACUCAGAAGAACUACAACUUCAGCUUUGACCGAGUGUUUGGGCCUCAGGCUGCGCAACAGGAGGUCUUUGAAGAAAUCUCACUGCUGGUGCAGUCAGCAUUGGAUGGCUACAACGUCUGCUGCUUUGCCUAUGGACAGACAGGAAGUGGAAAGACAUACACCAUGGAGGGAGAUGAGUUUGAUGAAUCCAGAGGUGUCAUUCCCAGAGCUGUGAAGCAAAUCUUUAGAGCAGCAGAGAAACUGGGAGCACAAGGCUGGGAGUUUACCUUCACAGCAAGCUUCGUGGAAAUUUACAAUGAGACCCUGCGCGAUCUCCUCUACACCGGGAAGGCCAGCAAGAGGCCCGAACAUGAGAUCCGGAAGGGUACAAACAAUGAGAUGACGAUCACCAACCUCACCUAUGAAAAAGUCUUCAACGAAGAUCAGGUUCUUGGCCUCAUUGCGUUGGCCAAUCAGAAUCGCUCCACGGCCCAGACGGCCCAGAAUGACCGCUCCUCUCGCUCCCAUUCAGUUUUUCAGCUAGAUAUUGAGGGAGUGAAUGUUGGCAGGGAUGUCAAAUGCAAGUCCACUCUGUGCCUGGUGGACUUAGCUGGCAGUGAGCGAAUGCUGAAAAGUCAGUCACAAGGCGAACGCUUCAAGGAGAUGACCGCUAUCAACGGCUCCCUGUCAAACCUGGGAAUUGUUAUCACUGCUCUGGCAAACAAGGAGAGUUAUGUUCCGUUCAGGAACUCCAAGUUGACCUACCUUCUGCAGGGCUGUUUGGGGGGUAACAGCAAAACCCUGAUGUUUGUGAACAUCGCCCCAGAGUCAGACAGCUUUGGGGAAACCCUCAACUCCCUGAGGUUUGCCAGCAAGGUGAAUGACUGUGUGAUUGGCACAGCCAGUGCCAACAGAAAGUAGAGUGUUCUUACGAUUUUUAGACUUAUGGUCACAACAUUAAAUGCUCAGUGUAAUUGUUUUCCAUGUCUUUGGACUUAGCCAAUCACAAAAGCUUUAAAUGUUUUUUUUAUUAAUCUGUGUAAAUCAAGUGGAUGUGUACAUAUGCAUAUUUCUAGCUGGAGUUUCAGAUUUUCUUUUUUUAAAUGCAUAAACAGCUCAAGGGUUUUUGACUGAUGUGGUAAUUAUCUCAUUGAGAUGUAUCCUCCAAUGGACAUGUCAUUUUUUUAAUAAAAGAACCCUUAUUAUUCAAUAAUUGCAUGUAAAUGUAGUGUACUUCAAAGGGCCCAUAUUACUCAAGGUUUCCCUACUGUAAACAUGGUGUGUUUUGUAUAACUUACACAAUUAUUGCAAAUAAAUUUUGUGUGUCAGUGUACUUGUAUUGUAGAACGUAUAUUCUUUUCUUUUUAAAUAUGGUGUGUUGUCUUUUACUUGCGCUAUAAUUUUAAAUAAAUGUGUACUAAAACUGA